Molecule: messenger RNA, 3536 nt
Organism: Ruditapes philippinarum (Manila clam)
Lineage: Eukaryota; Metazoa; Mollusca; Bivalvia; Venerida; Veneridae
Product: heat shock 70 kDa protein 12A-like
Molecular function (GO): ATP-dependent protein folding chaperone; ATP binding
Source: RefSeq, a predicted model, not a curated record
AAAAAGAAAAAGUUGAUGGUUGCAGCUAUUGAUUUUGGAACCACAUUUUCUGGCUGGGCUUUUUCCUUUGACCAUGAUUAUAAAUCGGAUCCAACAAAAAUAUCCUGCAAACAGUGGAACAGUGGAAAGAAUAUUUCUAUGAAAGCACCGACAACAGUACUGAUAAAACCAAAUGGACACACACUGGAAGCGUUUGGUUACGAGGCAGAGGACAGGUACGCAGAUUUAGCAGACGAAGAGGAGCAUAAAACAUACUACUACUUCCAACGCUUCAAAAUGAUGCUAUUUGACAACAAGAAUCUAACUAGAAAUGAGGAGCUUGAAGACGACAAUGGUAAACGCCUGCCGGCGAAGCGUGUUUUUUCCUUAGUGAUAAGAUAUCUUAAAGACGAUCUGCUGAAAGAAUCUGAGAAAAAACUUGCUGGAGGACUUAAAGAAGAGGAAAUACAGUGGGUGUUAACUGUGCCGGCAAUCUGGACCCCACCAGCUAAACAAUUUAUGAGAGAAUGUGCCAUUGAAGCUGGUAUACAGUCUCAAAAUCUUUUGGUAGCCCUUGAGCCAGAGGCAGCCUCUUUAUAUUGUAAAUACCUCACAAUACAGAAAAAGAAAGAUGGGAAAGCAGAGUCAGAAGUACUAUCUUCAUUCGAACCUGAUGCGAGGUAUAUGGUUGUCGACGCUGGAGGUGGAACUAUUGACAUCAUAGUUCAUGAAGUAUGCACUGAUGGAACAUUGAGAGAGAUAUUUCAAGCUAAUGGUGGAAACUGGGGCGGCACAACGGUUGAUAAGGCUUUCAUAGAUUUUUUGACAGGAAUUGUUGGCAAAAAUGUAAUGAAGAGAUUCCAAGAUGAACACAAAGACGAUUUCCUCGACCUUCAAAGAGAGUUUGAAGUAAAGAAAAGGUCUAUCAAGCCAGAUCUUAAAUCGAAAGUAAAACUUAAAAUACCUGUGUCGUUGUCUGACAUUUAUAAAGAUAUAAACUCAAAAAGCGUAAUGGAAAACAUUGAGAAAGAUGAGGAACUUAAUGGAAAGGUGAAGUUUAUGGCAGAUAAGAUUUUAUUUGAUAGCAGUCUUUUUAAAAACCUUUUUAGCUUCACAACGGAUCAUCUUACAGAACAUUUGAAAUGUAUUCUUCAGGAAGAGACAACAGCAAAUACCAAUACAAUUUUGAUGGUUGGUGGUUUUUCAGAGUCCCCAAUGUUAUUUGAAGCAGUCAGAUCUUCAUUUGUUGAUAAAAAUGUUUUACUGCCUGACGAUGCAGGUUUGUCGGUUCUAAAAGGGGCAGUUAUAUAUGGACAUGAUAGAAAGGACAUCAGUGUCAGGAUCAGUCCAUAUACAUACGGUUUUAAAAUGUAUCAUUCGUAUGACCCACUACAACACCCAAGAGAGAGAAUGGUCAUCAAAAAGGACGGUACAAAAAAAAUUGGUGGUUGCUUCGGAAUAUUGAUAAGGAAGGGUGAAAAAAUGUCACCUGGUAUAUUUUCAAGUGGAAUACCUGCAACACCCUCUUUUGGAUAUAAUAAGUAUGCUUUAAAAUUAUUCGCAUCAAAGCGUUCUGAUCCUUUAUUUGUUGAUGAACCUGACAGUUUUAAAGUUGGAGAAUUACAUGUAGACUGUACGGACAACGAGGGAAAUGUCGGGGGCACUUUAGUACAGAUUAUGUGUGGUGGUACGGAGUUUGAAGUUCAAGUUAUUCAUGAAACAACACUAAAAGAGACAAAAGCUACUUUCAAUUUUCUAGACUGAAUGAAUUUCGUCAAGACAUGUAUAUGAUAUGUUGUAGUUAUCUGUAGAUGUAACUGAAAAUGAGCUAGAAAGGAGAAUGACAUAGCUAACAAAUAUAGAAAUACAAGCGUUUCAAUGGUACGAUAAAAUUAUUCCCAAUUGCAAACAAGCAUAUGCUGCAAUUAGGUACAUACAACAUUUCCUUGGGAAUUUAUAAUCAAUGUUUCAAGCCGUAUAUUUACUAUUUUCUUUUGAAAACAAUUCACUACUGAAAAAAUAGUUUGGUCUUUUUUCUGACACUUGAACAACCGGCAUUUUUUCUGGUUUUAUUUUCGUGUGAAUAUGGAUAUAAAGCUCUAAUCAUUGUAACGACUAAAUCGAAAGGAAAGAUACAAACCUAUUUCUGUCAUACGUGUAUUUUGGAAGUAUUCUUUUUCUUUAUUCAUAUAACAAUUCUUGCAGCUUAUAUAUCUUUUUAAGGCCAUUAUACAUGUAAAAUAUAAAUAUAAUUCAAUUACACACAAUGUUCAUUAGCUCUUUGGUCAAAUAAUGUAUUUUGAUGACAUUUAAAAUGUUUGUUACAUUUUUUGUCUUUUUGGUUUUGUUUUUAAUAAAUGUUAAAAUUGCUUACAGAUGAGGAUUUAUAAUGAAUUGCAUAAAAGUUAAUUCUUGAAUAUGACUGAUUUAAAAUGAAUUAAAAAGACGAAUUUUGGAAAGUUCAACGCUUGAAGUUUUCUAGAAAACAAAUUGUUCAUCCCAAUUUAUUUAUGCUCGACAUCCCUUGGCAUUGUGGAAAUAAACAGUGAUAUGAAUUUUAGACUUUUAUUACGCACUAUAUAAUUUCAGUGACUUUUAUAAUUCAUAGCUCCGUGCAAAUAUCUUUUGAUACAGUAGUCAACAAAACGAUAUAAUUUUCUGGUUUUCAAGAUACAAUGUACAUUUAUACCAUCAAUAAUGACAUGAAAUUCAGAAAAUAUUUACAUUAAACUAAAGUUUGAUGGUUUCUCCUAUUAAAGUGACAUUAUGCCCAUCCAAUGGUAUAACUGAGUGAACAAGUGAAUGUCAAAAUAACUUUUCAUUUUACCAUUAUUUCUUUCAAUAUAAAAACAUUAUUUCACAUUAACAAUAAACGACGCAUGGAUUCAAAUGGAAUUUUCGUAAAUACCCGCUAGAAUUUACCUGCAACGUUCAUUUCGUAAAAAGAGUGGGGCAGUCUUUUUAUAUUAUAGGCAGAUUUAAAUUUUACCCUAAACAUUUUCCAAUAUGAACAGUUGGUCAAUCACCAUUUUAACAGCCAAUCUUAUUGAAAUAUAUAGUCAGUUCAGCUUAACUUGACUAUGCAAAUAUGAGCAUAAUGUCACUUUAAUGAAAUGAUUGAUAUAAAUAUGAACAAUCUUAAAUAUUUCCUAAAAAAAUUACUAUCUUAUUUCUACACACCAACGCAGUUGUUUUGAUAUACUGUUUGUAUUCACAUCAGAUAUAAACAUUUGAGUUUGAUUUACUGGUUAGAUAUUAUCUCAAUUAUCUGUUGUGUUUUUUAACUUAAUGUAUUAUUCAUCAGAUAUGUCGCUAUGAUUGAAAAAGGUUAUGUUCUUUGCUAAAAUAUGACAGGUAAAACUAUUUUAUUAUGAAUGUUUUUCUCAAAAGGUCAACUGUGUUUGUACUAAUAAUGCUUGAACAUACUCUUCUAGAGUUUGAUUGAUUAAACUUACCAGAUUGCCCAUCAGAUGGGUCGCUUUCAGUGACCCAAUUUCUGUAUGUAACGUCUGAAUGCAAUUUAAAAUUCAUUCACAUGCAACAUAGAAAUAUGCAUA